Penicillium longicatenatum is the source of this 2700-nucleotide messenger RNA. It is a transcript of the gene agdC, whose product is annotated as putative alpha-glucosidase. Gene Ontology annotation, biological process: carbohydrate metabolic process. Bases 1 to 2700 code for a protein of 899 amino acids. The record is from RefSeq and is a predicted model, not a curated record. Gene Ontology annotation, molecular function: hydrolase activity, hydrolyzing O-glycosyl compounds; carbohydrate binding. NCBI's taxonomy places the organism in Eukaryota, Fungi, Ascomycota, Eurotiomycetes, Eurotiales, Aspergillaceae. The transcript is spliced from 7 exons.
AUGCGGGGAUUACUCUUAUUUUUGGUGCCCCUCGUGGGCGCUGCAGUCAUCAGACCUCGUACUGAUGGGCCUGAUCAGUGCCCUGGCUACAAAGCCAUCAACAUUAAAGAACAUGAUAACUCGCUUAUGGCGGAUUUGGUUCUGGCUGGUGAUGCCUGUAACUUGUAUGGUUCUGACCUGGUAAACCUCACCCUGCUGGUGGAAUAUCAGACCAAUAACCGCCUUCAUGUUAUUAUUCAAGACGCGGAUCAAGAGGUCUACCAAGUUCCCGAGUCUGUGCUGCCUCGACCCACUGCUUCAAGCACUCACCGUGAUGCUUCUGUCCUCCGCUUUGAUUACCAGCCUGAACCAUUUAGCUUCAGGGUCCUGCGUGGUGACGAGGUCUUGUUUGACACAACUGAUACCAACGUCGUCUUUGAGACCCAGUAUCUGAACCUCCGCACCUGGCUUCCAGAUGACCCAAAUCUCUAUGGUAUGGGUGAACAUUCUGAUUCCUUGCGUAUGCCAACCACAAACUACACUCGUACCCUAUGGAGUCGGGAUGCCUAUGGCAUUCCUGCAAACAGUAAUUUGUAUGGCAAUCACCCUAUCUACGUGGACCACCGAGGAGAUUCAGGCACUCACGGCGUAUUUUUCCUGAACUCCAACGGAAUGGACGUCAAGGUCGACAAGUCUCACGAUGGUAGACAGUUCUUGGAAUACAAUACUCUUGGUGGUGUCUUGGACUUCUACUUCUUAGCCGGCCCGACCCCCAAGGAUGUGAGUAUGCAGUACUCGGAGGUUGUCGGUCUCCCUGCUAUGCAAAGCUAUUGGUCCUUCGGUUUUCAUCAAUGCCGAUAUGGAUACCAGGACGCGUAUGAGGUAGCUGAAGUUGUUUACAAUUACAGUCGCGCGCACAUUCCCCUGGAGACUAUGUGGACAGACAUUGACUACAUGGACGCACGUCGGGUUUUCACUCUGGAUCCCUUGCGAUUCCCACUGGAGAAGAUGACCGAGCUGGUGACUUAUCUCCACAAACACAAUCAACAUUACAUUGUGAUGGUUGAUCCAGCUAUCAGUGAUAGCGAUAAUGGUGCCUUCAACCGAGGAAAUGAGCGUAGUGUCUUCCUCUACCGUGAUCAGGACACUCUCUACAAAGGUGCUGUCUGGCCCGGCGUGACUGUGUACCCCGACUGGUUCAACCCUGAUACCCAAGCGUAUUGGAACGGUGAAUUCCGUCGUUUCUUUGAUGAAAAAACCGGGGUGAACAUUGACGGUCUGUGGAUUGACAUGAAUGAAGCCUCCAACUUCUGUCCAUGGCCAUGUAAAGACCCGCAGAGCUACGCAGAGCAAAACAAUCUUCCUCCCGCUGCGCCUGCAACCCGUUCUCCACCUCGCCCUUUGCCUGGCUUCCCCAAGGACUUCCAACCAAGUUCUGGUAGAUCCGUUACAUCCAAGCGAUCACUUGAUACGGAGACUCGAGUUAUGAAGGGCCAGAAGAUUGGCCUCUCCGGCCGUGACCUGAUCGCUCCUCAGUAUCAGAUCGCCAAUGCGGCAGGAUCUCUUAGCAACAAAACUAUCGACACCGAUCUUGUCCAUGCCGGGAAGGGUUAUGCUGAAUAUGAUACCCACAACCUCUAUGGUACCAUGAUGAGCUCUGCAUCUCGCAAUGCCAUGCUUCAACGCCGUCCCAAGGUCCGGCCAUUGGUCAUUACACGAAGCACAUUCGCUGGUGCCGGUGCACACGUAGGCCACUGGCUCGGUGACAACCUCAGCCAGUGGGACAAGUACCGCGUCUCCAUCGCACAGAUGCUAGAGUUCGCUUCAAUCUUCCAAAUCCCCAUGGUCGGUUCUGACGUCUGCGGUUUCGGUGGUAACACGAGUGAAGAGCUUUGCGCGCGCUGGGCCACACUUGGCGCAUUCUAUCCCUUCUACCGUAACCACAACGAGCUAGGAAGCGUACCCCAGGAAUUCUACCGCUGGCCCUCAGUAGCCGAUGCCGCUCGCAAGAUCAUCGAUAUCCGCUACCGACUCCUGGAUUACUUGUACACGUCCUUCCACCGCCAAACACAGACAGGCGAGCCAUUCCUCCAGCCACUCUUCUAUGUGUACCCUGCCGACCCGAACACAUUCAACAACCAGCUUCAAUUCUUUUACGGCGAUGCAAUCCUAAUCUCACCUGUUCAAGACCAAGGCCAAACAUCCGUCGAUGCCUACUUCCCCAACGACCUAUUCUACGACUGGUAUACUGGUGAGAAAAUCACCGGUUCCGGCGCAACAAUUACGCUAUCGAAUAUCGGUAUCACUGAAAUCCCGAUCCACAUCCGCGGCGGAUUCAUCCUCCCUCUACGCUCGAAGAGCGCGCAAACCACAACCGAGCUUCGUCGUCGUGGCUUUGAGAUUGUUAUUGCGCCGAAUGAUGCCGGUACUGCUAAGGGACAGUUGUAUCUGGAUGAUGGCGAGUCAAUCUCGCCAGAUGCUACGUCUGUGGUAGACUUUGAGUAUGAUAACGGCCAGUUGCAUGUCCGUGGUAAAUUCGGGUAUCACAAAAACGCAAUUGUGGAGUCUGUGACUGUGCUUGGUCAGGGACAUAGUCAUGCUCGACGCAACGAGGCAUCUGAGGUUCCUGAAGAUGUCUCAUCCGGCUUUGGUCGACAGGCUUUGACCAAAGCUGUUCAUAUUGAGCUGACUGGUCCUACAGUCAUUGAUAUCAAUGUUUGA